AUGGAUAAACUUAGACAAAAUCAUAAUAUUGCCAAAAGAAGGAUAAUAUCCACUCAGAAAGGGAACGUUCUUGAUGUUGGUUCAGGGCAGGGUGGGGAUGUCACUAAGUACAUGCGCAACAAUAAUAUCAAGACUACCCUUUUAGAGCCAACUUCUAACGACUUCGGUGGUUUAGGCAAUAUGCUUAUGGAUCGCUUAAAAGGGAUAAGCACCGAACAAAGAUCUAAAUUCACCGUUGUGAGCUCAAAGAUUGAAGAUUUUGAAACAGAUUCUCUUUUUGACAAUAUAAAUAUGUUUUUUAGUUUAACUCACAUUAAUAUCGAAAUUCUUGUUGAAAAGUUAAACAAAAUUCUUUGUAGUAACGGGAGUAUCUACGGCAUAGCGAUGUUUGAAGAAGAUGUUAUGUAUACCAAUACACCUGGAUUUAGUAUCCGGUCUGAAGGUCUUAGGAGAGUUGUGAAUGUUCACAAUAGUCAUGUCAUCAAUGUUUAUGAAAAUAAAAUUUCGUUUAAGGCAUUUGUUGCCCUGAUGUCGAAAUACUUUGUUUGUGUUCGAGUAGCUAAAGUAGGUGAACAUGUAACGAUGUCCAAUUAUGAAAUUAUGUUUAACGAUAUGAAUACGAUAUUUAUGUUUAAAAGAAAGAACACAGAACUAGGUAUUAGUUGUUAUAUUGACGCAUUUACGUCUCCACCGAGAGGUUUUGUCGUUGAACGAGAGUUGAGAUGCGUUUUAGGACGCGACGGUUUGAGAAACUUAGUUUUUGAUGAAUGCUUCAACAAUGACUAUGAUAUAUUUAGUGUCUUUAAUCAUAACUGCAGUGUAAGAAAAUAUGAUGACGGUAGUAUGUUGAUUAAAUCAUUACUUUUUAAGAAGAAAGAAAUAGUUAAUCAUGUCGAGUAUAAUAUAUGUGUAUCGUUUGAAAAGGACACCAAGUCUAUGCCACCCAAUGUAUCACAUGAAGCAAGGCGACGGAUGAAACGACACAUCAAGAAAUUAACACAUGGAUGUACUUUGUUUUUAUCAGAAAUAGAAGAUUCGGAAGAUGAAAAAAAGAUAGAGAUGGAGAUUGAAUUUGAUAAUGAUUUAUCUAUGGCUGAAAGAUACAUGAUUAGCCUACUCAGCGAAAAAAGAAAUCCAUUUCUGCUACCUAGACUCCCUCCUCCAAAUCUUGUUACAGGCGGAGAAUCUACUAUCAAAGGGUUUGUUGCAACUCCGAAACUUGAUGGUGAAAGAUUAUAUCUGUUCGGCAAUAGAAGACUCGGUAUCUGGUCAUGGAAUAGAAAUCAGCGGUUAGAGCUAGUGAGUGAACAUUGCAAUAUUGAUAUUAUCCUUGAUUCAGAGUUGAUGUCUGAUGGUAAAUAUGUAGUGCUUGAUGUUGUCGAUAAAAAACUUAAUCUUUCGGAAAGAAUGUCGAGAGUCAAUCAAAUAGUAUAUAUGUGGAAUAGACUAUAUGACGUAGGGUUGGUAUCUAAGACUGACAAAGAAACUAUUGCUUUAUAUCCAGAAGAUGGAACAAUUUAUACUAGUAAGGGUAUAUACAAUUCUCCUAUAUACAAAGUAAAAAGAAUCAACACUAUAGAUAUAGCUGUGUUGUCUGACGGAAGCAUCGCUGAUCAAGAUGUUAUCCCCCAUGUAGAAAAACUGUUGAAACAGAAACUGGAACCUGGAAUUUAUGAGGUAACCUUUUCUGGUGAAGUAAUUAAAAAGAGACAUGACAAAGCUCACGCAAAUUAUAGAGACGUCAUAGUCAACACAAUGACUUGGGUUAAUGCGAUGAAGGAUCGCGGAUAUAAAUUGGCUUAA
This is a messenger RNA of Linderina pennispora, 1803 nucleotides long. RefSeq lists its product as uncharacterized. Bases 1 to 1803 code for a protein of 600 amino acids. The record is from RefSeq and is a predicted model, not a curated record. Lineage: Eukaryota; Fungi; Kickxellomycota; Kickxellomycetes; Kickxellales; Kickxellaceae. The transcript has a single exon.